Messenger RNA from Microthlaspi erraticum, 597 nucleotides. The record is from the annotation of a GenBank genome assembly. Lineage: Eukaryota; Viridiplantae; Streptophyta; Magnoliopsida; Brassicales; Brassicaceae.
AUGAAUUGCAUCGAAGAUGUUGUGGAGGAUAUUUACUUAUGGAGGAGGAAGAAACUCGCCUUCUCUAUACUCUCUCUCUCAACGGCGACAUGGGCUUUGCUCAAUAUUUACGGUUUCAGUUCUGUAACCAUUGUUUCUUGGACAGCCAUCGCCAUCAUCUCUUUGUUCUUCCUUUGGGGGAAUUUACUUCGCCUUCUCAGCAAGGUCGAACCGGAUUUGUCGGGGUUAGAGGUGUCGGAGGAGUUUGUAGUGGAAACGGUGAGGUCUUUUCGGAAGUUAAUGGAAGAAAUGGUUAGAUGGAUGUUCCGAGUCGGUGCUGAAAAUGAAUGGUUUGUGUUCGCGAGAACCGUUUUGGGUCUUUGGGUCUUGUCAAGAAUUGGGAACCUUCUCGAUUUUCAUACUUUCCUCUUCAUCGGUUUGGUGAUCGGCUUAACACUUCCAAAGUUGUGGGAGAGAAAUGGAGAUCGAAUACAGAGCCUAUCAACUAAUCUUAAAGAGAGAUCGAAAGGAGCGUAUGGUAACACUCGUGAGAAGAUUUUAAUGAUGAAGAAUAAGUUACAGCAUGGUACAGAGGAGAAAGUAAAGAAAACACAGUAG